Molecule: messenger RNA, 522 nt
Organism: Funneliformis mosseae
Lineage: Eukaryota; Fungi; Glomeromycota; Glomeromycetes; Glomerales; Glomeraceae
Source: the annotation of a GenBank genome assembly
AUGCAUAAGAGCAUUUUAUCUCUACAAUUUCCCACUAUAGCUAGUAAACCUUUGAAUACUACUAUAGCCAGUGAACCUUCGACUAACACUUUAGAAAUUCAAACAGAUACUUCUAAGCCUUUCCAACUCGAAGUACUUGCAUUAAUUAUCUUUGAAAUCAAGAGAUUUCAAUUAUUCCCACUAGAAUUCCAAAACUCAAUCCUUGCAAAAUAUAUUAUGCAAACAGAAACUAAAUCACCUCUUACAUGCCUUUUGUGUAAUGUAAUCAUUGAGUUGACUAGAGAAGAGGCAGAUAAUGAGGAGCUUAUGACUUCGUUAGGAUUGGAUCAGGCAACAAGUCCAAUCGUAAUUGAGGAUGAUACUUCUGAAAAUAAUGAUGAUGAAAGGACACCAGAUGCAUCAAACUGCUCUGCCAAUGUACAAGAUAAUCUGAAGAAUACACCUAAUGAAAUAGCGAAAAUGAUUCCCAGGAUUCAGCUACAAAUGAUGGGAAUAAUAAUACUCCUCAAAAUUGGCCAUUGA